Molecule: messenger RNA, 1218 nt
Organism: Bufo bufo (common toad)
Lineage: Eukaryota; Metazoa; Chordata; Amphibia; Anura; Bufonidae
Gene: ASRGL1
Product: asparaginase and isoaspartyl peptidase 1
Exons: 7
Coding region: 114-1070 (318 amino acids)
Molecular function (GO): asparaginase activity
Source: RefSeq, a predicted model, not a curated record
GACAAAGCAAAACCUUAGAGGAGUUUUCCGGACAUCAAUAUCUGAUCGGUGGGUUCUGGCUCCCAGCACCCCCACUUAUCAUCUGUUUGAAGACGCCUCAGCUCUGCGAAAAUAUGAAGCCAGUUAUUGUCGUCCAUGGUGGCGCUGGAGUGAUCGUGAAGGAAUAUGAAGAUGGGUAUCGGUCUGGAGUAAAGAGGGCGGCUCUGCGAGGUUAUAAUAUACUGAGAGAAGGAGGAGAUGCCAUUACAGCUGUAGAGGAAGCUGUGGUGGUGCUUGAAGAUGACCCACACUUCAAUGCAGGCCACGGGUCUGUUCUGAAUGAAGAGGGAGAGGUUGAGAUGGAUGCUAUUAUUAUGGAUGGCAAGGAUUUAACCUCAGGAGCCGUAUCUGCAGUCAAAUGCAUUGCUAACCCAAUAAAGCUGGCCCGUCUUGUAAUGGAAAAGACAGAUCACAUGCUUCUGACUUGUAAGGGGGCAUCUCUGUUUGCUAAGGCACAAGGCAUCCCUGAAGUUUCCAAUGAACAACUCAUCACUGACCGUUCAAGAGAGAGAUGGAAGAAGAAUCUGAAACCUGGAUCAAACCCAGUGGCCGAUCAAUUAGGUCUGGGAACUGUUGGUGCUGUUGCCAUUGAUAGUCAAGGUAACGUGGCCUGUGCAACUUCUACUGGUGGAAUAACGAAUAAAAUGGUUGGACGUGUUGGUGAUACAUCCUGUAUAGGUUCUGGAGGCUACGCCAGUAACAGUGUUGGUGCCGUCUCGACCACAGGUGAUGGUGAAAGUAUUAUGAAAGUGAUUCUAGCAAGGCUUAUUCUACAUUAUAUGGAACAAGGAAUGUCUACAGAAGAGGCAGCAGAGGCAGGUCUCAACUACAUGAAAACACGGGUAGAUGGAAGUGGAGGCGUCAUAGUGGUUAACAGUACAGGUGAAUGGGCAGCAAAGUUCUCCACAAAGCAGAUGUCUUGGGCUGCAGUUAAAGAUGACCAUCUACACUGUGGCAUUUAUACAGGAGAAGACAAGAUUGAGUCUGUUGCUGCAGGCACGUCCACUAGUGAAUGUAAUCCCACAAUCUGACGACAAAAUGGUUCACUUCUUUUGUGUAUUCCUGUGUGAGUUAGGCCUCUUGCACACAACCGUAUGGCUUUUUCAGUAUUUUGGUGUCCGGAUCCGCAAAAAAUACGUAUGAAGUCUGUGUGCAUUCCGUUUUUUGCGGAACGGAACA